Messenger RNA from Diceros bicornis minor, 5174 nucleotides. RefSeq names its product grainyhead like transcription factor 2 (gene GRHL2). The transcript has 16 exons. NCBI's taxonomy places the organism in Eukaryota, Metazoa, Chordata, Mammalia, Perissodactyla, Rhinocerotidae. The record is from RefSeq and is a predicted model, not a curated record. The coding region runs from base 330 to 2204 and encodes 624 amino acids. Gene Ontology annotation, molecular function: DNA-binding transcription activator activity, RNA polymerase II-specific; RNA polymerase II cis-regulatory region sequence-specific DNA binding. Gene Ontology annotation, cellular component: nucleus. Gene Ontology annotation, biological process: brain development; regulation of transcription by RNA polymerase II; neural tube development.
GAAAGUUACCUGUGGCCGCCCAAGUCCGCCACUUUCUGCUCUGUGGCUGCCCAUUGCCACCAUCCAGGAGGACUCCGCGCCGCCCGGCCGCCUCCGAGCUCGGGCCCCAUGUGAGGGGCCCCCCCUUAUCCCACCUUUCCGGCUAGGUGAGGGCGCGAGCGGGCGAGCGAGCGAGAGUGGUGAGGGGGGACGGAAAAGCAGAAUUACCUGUAGCUCUUGUUCUGCCAUCUCGGGCGCUCUCACACACCUUCACCUGCACAGACUUGAAAGUCCAGUUUCACCAGAGGCUGAGGCUCCAGGAAAAGGGGAGCGAGUUCAUUGGAUCAAACAUGUCACAAGAGUCGGACAAUAAUAAACGACUGGUGGCCUUAGUGCCGAUGCCCAGUGACCCUCCAUUCAAUUCUCGAAGAGCCUACACCAGUGAAGAUGAAGCCUGGAAGUCGUAUCUGGAGAAUCCCCUGACGGCGGCCACGAAGGCGAUGAUGAGCAUUAAUGGUGACGAGGACAGUGCUGCUGCCCUUGGCCUGCUGUAUGACUACUACAAGGUUCCUCGAGACAAGAGGCUGCUGUCUGUAAGCAAAGCAAAUGACAGCCAAGAAGACCAGGAUAAAAGAAACUGUCUUGGCACCAGCGAAGCCCAGAGUAAUUUGAGUGGAGGAGAAAACCGAGUGCAGGUCCUAAAGACUGUUCCUGUGAACCUUUCCCUAAAUCAAGACCACCUGGAGAAUUCAAAACGGGAACAGUACAGCACGAAUGUCCCCGAGAGCGCAGCUGUCGUCCCUGUGUCGGGAAUCACGGUGGUGAAAGCUGAAGACUUCACACCGGUCUUCAUGGCCCCACCGGUGCACUAUCCCCGGGGAGACGGUGAGGAGCAGCGCGUGGUUAUCUUUGAACAGACUCAGUAUGGCGUGCCCUCCAUGCCAGGCCAUAGCACCUACCUCAAGGAUGACCAGCGCAGCACCCCGGACAGCACCUACAGCGAGAGCUUCAAGGACGGAGCCGCAGAGAAAUUUCGGAGUGCUUCAGUUGGCGCUGAGGAGUACAUGUAUGACCAGACAUCAAGUGGCACGUUUCAGUACACCCUGGAAGCCACCAAAUCUCUCCGUCAGAAGCAGGGGGAGGGCCCCAUGACCUACCUCAACAAAGGACAGUUCUAUGCCAUAACGCUUAGCGAGACCGGAGACAACAAAUGCUUCCGACACCCGAUCAGCAAAGUCAGGAGCGUGGUGAUGGUGGUCUUCAGCGAAGACAAAAACCGGGAUGAACAGCUGAAAUACUGGAAGUACUGGCACUCGCGGCAGCACACAGCAAAGCAGAGGGUCCUCGACAUCGCCGAUUACAAGGAGAGCUUUAAUACAAUUGGAAACAUCGAAGAGAUUGCAUAUAAUGCUGUUUCCUUCACCUGGGAUGUGAAUGAAGAGGCGAAGAUUUUCAUCACCGUGAAUUGCCUGAGUACAGAUUUCUCCUCCCAAAAAGGGGUGAAAGGACUUCCUCUGAUGAUUCAGAUUGAUACAUACAGUUAUAAUAAUCGUAGCAAUAAACCCAUUCAUAGAGCUUAUUGCCAGAUCAAGGUCUUCUGUGACAAAGGAGCAGAAAGAAAAAUCCGAGAUGAAGAGAGGAAGCAGAACAGGAAGAAGGGGAAAGGCCAGGCCUCCCAAACUCAGUGCAACAACUCCUCUGAUGGGAAGUUGGCGGCGAUACCUUUACAGAAGAAGAGUGACAUCACUUACUUCAAGACGAUGCCUGAUCUGCACUCGCAGCCGGUCCUCUUCAUACCUGAUGUUCACUUUGCAAACCUGCAGAGGACAGGACAGGUCUAUUACAACACGGAUGAUGAACGAGAAGGCAGUGUCCUUGUUAAACGGAUGUUCAGGCCCAUGGAAGAGGAGUUUGGCCCAGCACCUUCUAAGCAGAUGAAAGAAGAAGGGAUGAAGCGAGUGCUUUUGUACGUGAGGAAGGAGACUGACGAUGUGUUUGAUGCUUUGAUGUUGAAAUCUCCCACGGUGAAGGGCCUGAUGGAAGCGAUAUCUGAGAAAUAUGGGCUGCCUGUGGAGAAGAUAGCAAAGCUUUACAAGAAAAGCAAAAAAGGCAUCUUGGUGAACAUGGAUGACAACAUCAUUGAGCACUACUCGAAUGAAGACACCUUCAUCCUCAACAUGGAGAGCAUGGUGGAAGGUUUCAAGAUCACGCUCAUGGAAAUCUGAGUCCUGGUCUCAGCAUCCCCUUGGCAGGAGCCCUCAGUGCAUUUCUCCCCGAGAGAGAUGGAGGCCCCAGAACCCACAGACCCCCCUCCCCCCAUCGCACACCUGCUGUUACACAACCGCGCUGGGGAGCGGGGCCGGCCACAAAGCCCUGUUCCUUGUCAGUGUGUUUGGCUCAUCUACCAGCUCCUUCUGUGGAGCUGAAGCCGAGCCCCUUGGGAAGGGGCCUUGCACCUGUCAGAUCCUUAUUUAUUGUCCACCUUUCUCCAGAGCCUGGGGUCCAGGCCCGCCAGGGCUCUGCAGGUCACUGCUGGCUCCAGAUGACACCGUCCAGAGCCCUCCCCUUCAGGGGAGACACGCCAAUCCAUUCAUCCUGAAGAACUCGGGAAGUCUUGUCCCUUCUGUCUCACCUUUCCACUUCUCCUGAGUGGAUGGACAAAACAAGCUGCUUCUCGGCGCAGUCGUCAGAGGUGGGGUGAGAGGUGGAUGCCCCUUUACUGGUCAAAAUCCUUCAGGUUGCUCUGGGGAGGGUCAUCUUGCUAAAUACCUCCAGGGUUCCUAGCGAGUGGCCACCAGGCCUUGUACGGGAAGACAUUCAGCUACCAUGUAAUUAGUAAGGAAGGCAGAAGGUGUGUCUGGCGAUCAUGUACAUAGUGUUUAUAAUAUUGCAAUAAUAUAUUUUACCUGUGGUAUGUGGGCAUGUUUACUGCCACUGGCCUGCUGGAGGCACGUACCUGAGGACUCUGCUUUCUACAAGAGGUUUCUGCCUCUGUGCUGUUCAGGAGGUGAGCUGGGUUAAGGAUGUUGUUUUUGGGGUGUCAGGUGACUGCAGCGGGGGCCAAGAUGGACGUUCCAGUGGGCGUGCCCGGGGUCUGGUUCCCUGUCCACAGAGGCAACCCUAUUCCCUCUCCAGGGUAUGACCACCCUGGACGCCACCGUGUUCAUCUAUCUCCCGGUGAUGUGCUUUGCUUGACUCUCCUUCUCAGAUUAUCUGAGGACCCAGCUCCUCCAGCUUUGGUGUCAGCACUGCCCGAGCUUUCUGGAAAAACUGCAGGGGGUUUGCCCUCAGGGCCCUGUUGCUGGGCCACUGCAGAACUCGUGGCUAUCAUGUGGCUCCUGGCCACUGUGUAGUGCCUCACAGUUUACAAGCAUGUCCUUCAUCUCAAGUGAUCCCCUUAAAGCCCAGCUGCGGUUCUGAGAGCAGUGCCAGCAGCUCAGCUCUGAAUCCACAGGCAGACUGCCUCCUGGGCCUCGGCCGGAGAGGAAGAGAUCAGUUGCCUCUGCUCCAGACUGCUGGAUUUGGAGGGAGGGUAGGAGUGAGAAUGCCCCAGAACUCCGGAAACCAGCCUCCAGAGAACUGGGAGAGAGGGGUCUUGUCCUCCCGCUCCAUGCCCUGGGAGAUGAAGAGGAGAAAAAUGCUUCCCUAAACAAUCACGAGAUCCUGACCCAUCCUGGGCCGCUGUUCUCUCAGCAGGGACAAGUGGGGGUCUAGGGUUUGCAUUCACCCAUGUGGGUUGAAGCACUAGCUUUUUGGUAGCCAGGCACAUCCCCCAGCCAAGGUCCCGGAUCUAGGACAGGUUCUAUGUAAGGGCCUAGAUCUGUUUGUAAAGCACUUUGACGUCUUACCUGGGGGCUCCCCCUCCAAGGGCUCCCUGCCCCUCCACCCCGUCUGCCCCUGAGGCCCGGAGCAGGAUGGAAAAGCUGCUUCCAGCCCAGCUGUGUCUCCUUGAGGCUGCAGAGGAUUUGAAUGGAAUGGAGAGCAGGUGCUGUGCCUAGGAAGAUCUCUCGGGGGUGGUAAGGGGGCCCCUUUCUAUAUGUCUUCUGGAUACAUUACUCCUCCCUGUGGUGCCAAAGGUUUGCAUCCUGGAUCCAGCUCUUCUCUACUCGGUGACUGCCAUGCCCUAGAGCAGCCACUUGGGGACCCUCCUGGGUACUAAUGGGGCUCUGUUCUAAGAUGGACACAUUCAGUGUUGGAAAUACAUGAUGUACUAUGCACUUCCCACACUCCUCGCCUUCGGGGUGGUUUCAAGCAUGAUUGGCAGUCGUAAUGGCAGAUACUAUUGGGCUGGAGCAUAGGACUCCAGAGCAAGGAAAAGACAAAAUUCUUGGCAGUCUGACACAGGUUCCCUACCCUUCUCUCUGUAGCCUCUGUGGAAAAGUGUUUGCUCGGCAUGCCCUCAGCAGAGGAUGAAUCAGAGAUGCUUUUGUGUUUGUCCUCGGUUCCUGAGCAAUCAUUAUGGUGACCACUGCCAGAACAAAGAAUAUGAGGUCAGGGCCACCGAAGAGUGGUUCUGAGUGUCACCUCCCAUCUGAUCUGUCUCUCUUCUUGACCACGUCCCCUCUGCAUUCUCAGAGUGCCCAUGGCUUAGCUUUGAAGUAUCCUACGCUGUGUAUGUUAGCAGAGCUUUGAUGAGCGAAAUUUCCCAAGCAAAAACACUCCAGAAAGAUAGGAAAACUUGCCUCCUCUUUUUUUUUGGUCCCUUAAAUUAAUCACACUCAAAUAAAUAAGCUUUUUCUUUAAAGUCCAUGUAAGAUGAGGGACACAUGAAACAAGUGUUUUUCUUAUACAUACCCAAAUUACUUAGACUUUACAGGUGUUUGGAAAUUGAGACCAACAGAAAAAUGCAGUCAGAUGUCCAUCUUGGCAUUGGAUCCUAAAAUACUAAGCGUGUUCCAGCCCAGAAACUUAGGGAGCCUGAAAUGAAUCAAACAUUUAUUUUCCUUCUUAUUUAAAAUCAUGAAAAUGCAAGAGAAACAGAGGGUUUGUGCCAAAUUCUGUGAACGGCCCUUUCUUAAAGUUAAGUGAGGAAGAUUGACGGAUGGACAAUUUGCUCUUGUUUAAAAAAAAAAGGCAAAUGUAACUUAAUAGUUUUGUAAAUGGGAGAAGGGGAAUCUAUAAACUAUAAAUACAGUUAUUUUAUUUUUUGUACAUUUUUAAGAAGAAAAAAAUAAAUAUUCAUAAUGUAAGAGUAA